UCACAUCGUCCAUGCGCGCGCGCCGUCUCCCGAUCGUUGAAUAUAAUCCUCCACUCAACCAGCCACUGAGUCCUCAGCAUCAGUACGCUGUUAACAGCCGAGACGCUAACAUUGUCUGUGCGCGCGCGCGAUCUUCCGAUCAGCGAAUAGAAUCCUUCACUGAACCAGCCACUGAGUCCCUCAGCAUCAGUACGUUGCUAGGAGCCAAAACGCUAACAUCGUGUGCGUGCGCGAUUCCUCGAUCGCCGAAUAUAAUCCGCCAGUCAAGCAACCACUGAGUCCCUCAGGAUCAGUACGCUGCUAACAGCCGAGACGCUAAUAUCUUGUGCGCGCGCGCACGCUCUCUCGAUCACCGAAUAUAAUUCACUUAACCAGCCACUGAGUCGUUUAGCCUCAGUACGCUGCCGAUAGCCGAGACGUUAACACCGUGUGCGCGCGCGCGCGGUCUCUCGAUCAGCGAAUAUAAUCCACUCGACUAGCCACUGAGCCGUCCCUUAGCCUCAGUGCACUGCCGACCGUCGAGAUGUAAAUAUUGUGUGUGCGUGCGCGUUCUCUCGUUUACUGAAUAUAUUAUUUCGAGUUGUUUUAACGCACUCUAUUCGCAAUUGUUGAUGGACUCUCGUGGGGUAAAUCACUUGUGGUGUCAAUAACUGAAUAUGAACGAUCGUGUGGUAUUAAAUUGAGGCGUCAGGAGCGAUUAUUUUUCCGCGCAUCGAGGGAGCAUUUCGUGAACUCGUUUGGUGGGUUAGUUUCGGGAGACGACCCGUGUAGGGAGGUUACGGAGGCGAGGUAGUCAGUGAGUGAGGAAAAAAAACACCUCAAGGACAGAGGGGGCACUGCAAAAUCUCGCGCCUCAACUUCUUUGUUCUUAUCGUAAACAGUAAAAACUAAAAGGGACAGCGGGACUUUCGAGGUUUUCGCCUUCUCUGUAGAUUUUUCACAGUGGGGAGUUUCAACUCGGUUUACUCAACGUGUCUCAAUUACUCCCCUUUUUGGAGUGACUAGUGAAGUGGUGGAAAAGCGGGAGAUGUUAACAACCAUAAAAGAGAUAAAUUAAACAUUUGUGAUUGAACGAUAUUUUUUUUUUUAUUUGUAAUCGUGCUGAGGAGCCUUGGAUAUCACGUUUUCUUUCUGUCCUCGAAAUGCCGCCGCCUGGUCGUAAGCAACGCUAGCCGGGUCCGGAAGAGAUGUCCUCGAUACUGGGUGAUGGAACGGGUCCGGGUGGACCCGGGCCAACGAGGUGUUUGCUUCUUCUGCAGAGAUCAAUUGCAAUUCAACUCAGUCGUGGACCACCUCCCUCUGUACUCACCACCAAUCAGCAUGACACCACCAAGGAGCAUCAUCCAGCUGACGAGAUGUGGAUGUACGACAAGGGGUACAAUUUAUUCCAAAGUUUCUUGGAGGCCAAUUCCAAGUGUUGGUGGAAUGCAGCGUUGGUGGAUGCUAUGAGGCAAUUGAGGUACAAGGGACAUGUGUCACCGGGUGUUUUGAUGGUGGGGGGUCCACCAUGUGCAUUGGAAGUACUACGGGCAGCGUGGUCCCGUAAUGUACUCAGACCACCAGCUGAUCAUGCCAUCACGUGUCUCGGUGACAUUGAAGAUUGCCUAGUGGCACCCGUAUCCCAAGGACAAUUUACCCCCCUGCCAGAGGCCCUUUGCUGGGCAAUUCUGGAAUUAACAUCGCAACGACAAGCUGCCACCCUUGACACGCUCCGUUCAGCCCUGAGGAAUGCCUUCCCGACGAUGCAGCGACCUGGUCGUGACUUGGUUUACGAUGCACUAGCCAAGUUGAUGCAAGAGAGAAAGAUCUAUCACACGUCACAGGGGUACUUUGUCGUAACACCGGAGACAAGACGGCUGAGAAGAGACUCGGGUGGAUCGAGGAGAAAUUCACGUGAUGUGGGGAGUUGCAGGGGACAGGGUGGUAUGUUGAUGAGCAAUGAUGAGGCGAUGGCACUCGUUCACGGUGAAAUGAUCACCCUCAGGGAUGGUAAUGUGACGCAUCAGGCUGUACAAACGAAUCUCGCUGACGUCAUUUGUGGAGGUAAUCCAAACGAUAAAGUACUCUUCGCGAGGUGCAGAUCAGUGCCAGGACGAUUGGAGAGGCGGCAUUCGUUGAGACUGUGGGGUUCAGCUCGUAGAUUACACAGAAGCGGAAGUUCCCGUUCAUUACCACGAAGACCGGAGAGAAGUGACACCUCAUCAAGCGCCGAGUAUGCCAGUACAGACAGUGCGCCUCACAGUCCCACUAGUCUGUCUGGUAUAUUUUCAGAGAAGAUAGGCCUACUAUCAAGGCUGUUUCGGCGCAGUACGAGGAGGAAGGGAACACCGUUGAUGGGUACCUUCAGUGCUCAGUAUCCGCCUACUGAGUGGUUUAAUCCCAGAGUCGUUCAUCUCCACAGUGUUGCAACGCAAACACGAGCUGCUAGUCCAUCGAUGAUGGAAGGGUUGGACCAGUCACAAGCCAGUUUCCAAGUGUGGGAUGACUCGAGUUCAGUGCGUUCAGCGACUUUACCUCGUCGUCACAGACGCCAGCCAAGCGGUGACUCCACUAGCCUGUUGGCAAAUUCAACGCCGCGCAGCUCACGACGACAUCGCUCACCGUGCUCCACCUUACCGCGCUCAAAGUGCUCGAGCCUGAGUCGAUGCACCUCCAGGGCGUCUGUAUUACCAUCGAGUGCAAGCCAGGAUCCUUAUCAGGGCAGGGUACAGAACCAGAAUGGUAAACACUCGAGUAACUCAUCGCCAAGCAGAAGUGGUGGUAGUUCUGGCUCCGUUAGAGCUACUAACGGAAGUCCGGCUAAGACAGGGACACUUGGAAGGUCGAGUACAAGGCACAGCUCGAGAAGGCCGAGUCAUGAUUCGACUGGGAGUGGUACUAAAUCCUCGAAUAGCUCCCCACAACAUAAAAUUCUGCAGAAAACCUGCUCAACUCAGUCAACCCACUCCAGUCUAAAAUCGACUUCAAGUGGCAAACUCUCCUCCUCCCCUCUGAAGACCACCACAAUAUCAUCAAAGUCAUCACCCCUCAAGAUCAUCCAACAAGGAGCUCUAACCCCGCUCCAAGAGGCCCAAAAUUCGAUAACCCUUCAAGUAUCUACAAACCUCUCCCCCGUUAGUCCACCCCAAGAACGUGCCAUCUCCAGCAGUGUAACCCUGGCGUCAAAUGCCUCCAGUACUACCACUAUAUCCGGCUCUCCGGGAACCAAGAUCUACGUCCACCAAAAUAAUUCACCAAUGCGUUCCGUAAUAACAUUCGAAAACGGUACAGCCAAGAACGUAACCGAGAAGGACACGUGUCCCAGCAAUAAGGAGAAACAAGAGUUGGUGAAUGAAAAAGUGCAGAAGGCAAUGCUGGAGAAGGAGAAACUGGUAAAUUCUAAAACAGAUGACGAGAAGACCCGCAAAGUCGAGGAGGACUGGAAACCGAUUAAACUGGAGAGACCGUCAUCCCUGUACGCUACAAAAGACCUUAAAUCAGAAUCUGAUAAGGAGAAUAAACCAAAGGUGGAUGAGGACGCGCCUAACAAGCUUAAACUCACAAAUCGCUUGAACAACAGUCAAGCACAUCUGAUCGAUGGUUCUGCCAACAAUAUUGACAAGAAUUCUAUUGACAACUCAACUGUAUCUGCUCCAACAACCAAGAAUACAAAUGACGCGAUGAAUAACUCUAGAAAGCUCAGCCUAUCCCUAUCGAAAGAUGCUUUGAGCUACCGUAACCUUCUCCAUCCAGGUUCGAAAAACAAUAUCUCAUCGAAUCCCCCAUCCCCCACAAAAUCGUUUGACGGUUUUGGAGGCUCCUUUAACAAUGUCUACAUCGAAAAUCUCGAGAGUGUGAAGAGCCACAGAGCUCCUCAGGGGUCAGAACCAAAUCUCGAGAAGACUGUGAGUCGAGGGGAUCUGUACUCCUAUCCAAGCCUGAGUGACAUGCAGGUCCAAUUCACCAGUCUCGCUGCCCAAAAGAUCCUCAAGGGUUGCCCAAUCAACAGCGUCGACACCCUCGUCGAAGUCAACAUGGCAGCCGCUGAGAAACCCAACAAUCGAGAUGUUACUGUGCACACUGACUUCGGUCUCGUUUGAAGAAAAACAUGAGGUAGCCUUGUUCAUUCAGAUACAUUGAAAGUUAUUUUACACAAGUUUUUUUUUUAACCAAAUUAUGAAGUAAUAUUUUUGAGUCAAGGAAAAACGAGCUUAGAAGUAGAUGUUUAAUGUUAUAGAAAUACACAUUAUAUCACAGCUCUGGUUAAUCGAGGGGAGUCUGUGCCAGCCAUUCCAACGAAAAGUAUUCGAUAGUUGAUUCAUAGUGGCCUGUAAUAUAGUAAGAUUUCAGUUAUUUUCAAGCAUAAGAUUAAUACCUUUCAACAUGAGACAAAAAUAUAAAAAAACCCCAUUAUGUUUUUCAAAUUUUUAAUGAAUUUAGCCAUGACAGUGUCGUAUAUAUAAAUAUAAAACUCGCCUUGAAAUUAAAAUACGUAAAUCAAUCCUGUCCUGUAAUUAAAGAAAAAGAAAUUAACAAUAAAAUGUCAUUCAUAAUUCGUGAAAGAAUAAAUCCGUAUUUUUUAUUUUACGCGGUAGAUUGAAAAUAGCUCUCGUAAUUAGUGAAAAUAAUGAGAGAAUGUUUUUUUUAAUCAACGAGCUUCCUCACAGUGAGUCAAGGCCUCUCGUGUCUCGAUCUGGAUCCAAUUCAAAAGUUCAUAGAACAAAAAUAUAAGUGGAAAUUGUGUAUCGUCCGCAGCUUUGCAUCAUUUUACAACGUUAAAACGAUUUGCUAAAGCGGAAUUUCUCUUCGACGGUUACUUUUGUUGAGAUAUCCUCGAAGAGUCUCGUUAGGCCUUGAAAAUUAAUCCAACAUUUCGGUAGAAGCGAAAUGUUGAAAAUCAUGUAAACAGAUACAAUAACGGUAAAGCAUGUAUUAUAUAAACAACGAGAUGUAGAUUAAAGGAAAUAUAUUGAAUAUUAGAUAUCGAAUCAAUGAAAUUCACUCACAAUUGAUGAAUAAAAUUUUUCAUUGAAUAAAAAUACUAGUGAAAAGUACUAGUGCUAAUAAAAAAAAUCCGUCUGAAUGCCAAAACUGUAGUACUAAUUCCAUUCGCCUUAACGGUUAGCAGAUUUCGGUAAGAAUUUAUAUGAAUCAUUAACUGCGAUUACUGCUGCCGUUUUCAAGGAAAAUUAGAGAUGCAGAGAGUAAGUGCACAAUCGCAAUGAUUACGUCAAUAAUGUUAUGAGAGAGAACUAGAGUAACUCGGCUUUGUACAUUUAUAACUUGCAUUAUAUAGAAUUAUGAUCAACAGUUAAGAUUCCGUCGCAUGAAUCAUUUCCUUUCCCAUUUUUUUACAAACUAACGAUCUGAAUUUCUCGACUCCACACUAAAAAUUAUCGAAACAACUUGUAAAUUAUCGAAUAGAUUAGGUGUUAUUCAUAAGAUCAAUGUUAUUACAACUUUGUAAUGUAAAAUAUCAAGUUUACUCAGCAAUAAAUAAGCUUUGGUUUAAAUAAAGAAGACGAGUAAUCAA
Molecule: messenger RNA, 5512 nt
Organism: Diachasmimorpha longicaudata
Lineage: Eukaryota; Metazoa; Arthropoda; Insecta; Hymenoptera; Braconidae
Gene: knockout
Exons: 8
Coding region: 1188-4079 (963 amino acids)
Biological process (GO): regulation of transcription by RNA polymerase II
Cellular component (GO): nucleus; cytoplasm
Molecular function (GO): RNA polymerase II transcription regulatory region sequence-specific DNA binding
Source: RefSeq, a predicted model, not a curated record